UAUUAGAGAUAAUCACACCAAUUGUGAUGACGCCGUGCCGUGAUAAAAGCGACGUUUUAUUGCGUUCUUCGUACUUGUCACAGUCAUCAGUUGGUCGCGAAAUCACUCGAUUCGAUCUUGUUUCUUAAUCAAGCGGGAAUUCGCAAGAUCGUUUUUAACACAAUCGACGCAUCGCUGAAGUUAUUUCAGUUGAGAGAUUUAGAUUUAUUUCACAGUUAUCACAUACGCGCGUUAUCUCUUCACGAGUGAUUAAAGGCGUGAAAAAAUGGCGGACGAGGAAGUAUUCUCGAACGAGGAAUUGCAGGAUUAUCUGCGAACUUACGUGAUGAAAAAUACUAAAAUGACGUCGCCUAAAUUUCACAUAACAAGAGCCUCCAAGGAGGGCGACAAUUACGUCGGCCUUGUGUAUCGCGUCACGAUCGAGGGCACGGAGAACGGCGAAGCCAAGAGCGUCGUUGUCAUUUUAAAAACCAGACGUUUCAACAAAUUGUGGGACGACGCGACGAAUCAAUUUACGAAUUUGUUUCAACGCGAGAUAUAUUUUUAUCAGACGAUAUUGCCUAUUUUUCAAAAGAUCGUGAAGGAACACGGCAAAAUCGUCGAUUGCAGCCCGUCUCUUUACUGCGCCAGAUCGGAGGUCGGAAAAGAGAUUUUGAUAUUGGAAAAUUUAAAUCCCAAAGGUUACGUAAUGAAAAGUGCAAUACAACUGGAUUAUCCGCACGCCUCUUUGGCAUUAAAAAAAUUAGGUGAAUUUCACUCGUACAGCUUUCUCACGCGUGUCGCAGAUCCGACCAGCUUCGAAAAACUGAAGCUCGAAGAGCUUUUUCUCAAGAAAGAACCACCAUCUGAGAAAAUGUCUUUCUUCAGAGAUUUAGUUAUUAACGUUGCGAUCAAGGCGUUAGCGGACGAGGAUAAACAUUAUACCGAGAGGCUUCAGAGGUUUAUCGACAAUUUAACUAACGAGAUGGCCGACGCGGUCGAUGGAAAACAAGCUGAACCUUACGCCAUUCUGAUUCACGGCGACUUUUGGACCAACAAUAUGCUCUUCAAAUACGAUCAGGAAGGAAAACCGUGCGAUAUACGCUUUAUAGAUUUUCAAGUAUGUCGUUACGCGUCGCCGGUCAUAGACUUAGUCUACACAUUCUUCUGCUGUUGCGCGCCAGAAACGAGGAGUAAAUAUUAUGAUCGGCUGUUACACGACUAUCACGAAGCAUUGUCCAAGUCUCUCGAAAGUUUCGGUUACGAUCCGAACGAUUUUUUUCCUUAUGAAGUAUUGUCCGAACACUUAAUGAAAUUCGGCAAAUUUGGUGCCGGUAUGGCUCUAUUUUGUUUACCCAUAUUUUACAACGAUAGCGACGACAAAUCGUUGGAAACUGCGUACACGAAAGAAGCGCUUGAAGAAAGAUUGGAAACCAGCAGCUUUUUUAGAAAUAACAUAAAACGCGCUUUCAAAGAUAUCAUUGACAAGAAUUAUAUAUAACGUAAGUUAUAUAUAAUUAACUGUGAAUAAAUAGGUGUAAUUAUAUUUUAACAACAGACAUUACGUCAGACUUACGUAUUAGAUGAAAUUGUCAAAUCAUGUGCCCGAGUUUUACUUUACACAGUUUACAUGUAAAGUACGUGCUUGUGCACUUUUGAAGACACUUCAUCGACAAAAAUUGUGUAUAAUAUGUUGAAAUUAUAUUUUUUAAAUUUUAUAGGGGAAGUAGAGGUAAAAAAAAAAAGUAGCGUAUACAACGCAAAUUAAGCAUUUGAGAAUUUUGAAUUUUCGAAUUCGCAUUCAAUUCGAAUUACUAUGUAUUGAUUUACACGUAAAAAAAAAAUAUUUCACACAUCCAGUAUUUGUCUCUGAAUAGUUCUUAAUCUCGUUGUUAAUUAUGGAUAUUGAAAAAAGCUUGCGCAAAUAUUUGUUAAAAGUUGUCAAUUGUAACAGAUACCAACUAAAAACUUACGUAAAGAAAAGGUCGUCGUACGAUGGAGAAAUGACGCGCGUUGAUUUGCUAUGUCAAUGUGAAAGAAUGUACAACUUUUAUUCACAAAUUUGUUUGUAUUAAUGCACCGCACUUUUUUCAUCAUUCGAAUACAUCGAACUUUCAUGUAAUUUUUCUCUGAUUGUAAUUUAGAGAAAAGUGAAAAUUCUAUAAGAGAGAUACAUUUGUAAAUGAAAUGUACAGAUUCUCGAGAUAUAUAAAA
This is a messenger RNA of Pseudomyrmex gracilis, 2193 nucleotides long. RefSeq lists its product as uncharacterized. Bases 266 to 1480 code for a protein of 404 amino acids. NCBI's taxonomy places the organism in Eukaryota, Metazoa, Arthropoda, Insecta, Hymenoptera, Formicidae. The transcript has 4 exons. The record is from RefSeq and is a predicted model, not a curated record.